AUGUUUACGUCUUUAAUUUCACUUCUCGACACCAAUAAACUGACUGGGGAUAACUAUCCCAUGUGGAAAACGAACCUUAAUGUCAUACUCGUAGUAGAUGAUCUCUACUUUGUCUUAACGGAGGCCUGUCUGGAGGCCGUUAGACUUGACGCCACGAAAGUUGUUCGUGACGCAUAUGAAAGAAGGAUAAAGGCCAACUCMAAGGCCCGAGUCUACAUCUUGGCCAACAUAUCUGAUAUUUUGGCAAAGAAGCAUGAGACCAUGAUCACUGCACUCGAGAUCAUGGAUUCAUUGUACGACAUGUUUGGAAAACUUUUCUCACAAGUCAUGCAUGAAGCUCUCAAAUUCAUCUCCAACUUACGGAUGAAGGAGGGAAAACAUCUGUCUGGGAACAUGUUCUCGAGAAUUAGUUCCUUGAGGCAACUAGAGGCCGGAAAGAUGUCUCUGAGAGUUGGAAUCGGAGAGAUCAUCUCUGUUGUUGCAAUGGGCAGCGUCAAGUUAUUUUUCAGCAAGCGUAGAUACAUGUUAUUAGAUAAUGUGUACAUUGUCCCUCAAAUGAAGAGRAAUUUAAUUUAUGUUGCUUGCUUACUUGAAUAA
Molecule: messenger RNA, 597 nt
Organism: Momordica charantia (bitter melon)
Lineage: Eukaryota; Viridiplantae; Streptophyta; Magnoliopsida; Cucurbitales; Cucurbitaceae
Source: RefSeq, a predicted model, not a curated record